AUGCAAAUCCUAGGAGCUCCCUCAAUAGCCCUACACUUGGGGCUACUUUUUUCGCCGACUCUCGCCGCAAGACCCAGGUCAAAAGUUUGCACCGUCAAAGCAAAUGGAAACCAGCAAGACGACGUCACAAACAUCCUCACGGCAUUCCACCAGUGUGGACAUGGGGGCAAGAUUGUUUUCCCAGAGGACCAGUCUUACUGGAUCGCUAGCCGCUUGAACCCCGUCGUGAAGGACGUGGAGAUCGAAUGGCGUGGAGAAUGGACCUUUUCUGACGACCUAGAAUACUGGCGAAACAAUUCAUACCCUAUCGCCUUUCAAAACCACGCUGCGGGAUUCAUUCUCACGGGCCACAAUAUCAAAAUCGACGGAUAUGGAACUGGUGGUAUCGACGGCAACGGUAAUACCUGGUAUACCUCGGAGAAAGGUGACACGCAGCCAGGAAGACCGAUGCCUUUCGUUUUCUGGAAUGUGUCUGAAGUUAGCGUCGACAAUUUCUACAUCAAGAAUCCGCAACUGUGGAGUUUGAAUAUCAUGAACGGCAAAAACAUGCGCUUCAACAACAUCUACGCCAAUGCAACCUCGGUCGAUGCACCGUAUGGCAAAAACUGGGUACAAAAUACAGAUGGAUUCGGUGAAUAA
This is a messenger RNA of Penicillium argentinense, 639 nucleotides long. RefSeq names its product putative extracellular exo-polygalacturonase. Gene Ontology annotation, biological process: carbohydrate metabolic process. The transcript has 2 exons. NCBI's taxonomy places the organism in Eukaryota, Fungi, Ascomycota, Eurotiomycetes, Eurotiales, Aspergillaceae. Bases 1 to 639 code for a protein of 212 amino acids. Gene Ontology annotation, molecular function: polygalacturonase activity. The record is from RefSeq and is a predicted model, not a curated record.